Molecule: messenger RNA, 3686 nt
Organism: Megalops cyprinoides (Indo-Pacific tarpon)
Lineage: Eukaryota; Metazoa; Chordata; Actinopteri; Elopiformes; Megalopidae
Gene: kcnh2b
Product: potassium voltage-gated channel, subfamily H (eag-related), member 2b
Exons: 15
Coding region: 57-3674 (1205 amino acids)
Biological process (GO): regulation of heart rate by cardiac conduction; membrane repolarization during action potential; potassium ion transmembrane transport
Cellular component (GO): membrane
Molecular function (GO): inward rectifier potassium channel activity
Source: RefSeq, a predicted model, not a curated record
CGUAAAGGACAGUUUGGCUACCGAAAGUCUCCUAACUCAGUGGGGUGCAAGCCAGGAUGCCGGUCCGAAGGGGGCACGUGGCACCGCAGAACACUUUCCUGGACACGAUCAUCCGGAAAUUCGAUGGCCAGAGUCGUAAAUUCCUGAUCGCCAACGCUCGGGUGGAGAACUGCGCCAUCAUCUUCUGCAACGACGGCUUCUGCAGCAUGUGCGGCUACACGCGUGCCGAGAUCAUGCAGAAGCCCUGCACCUGCAACUUCCUGUACGGCCCGCACACCAAGCGGCUGGCCAUCGCGCAGAUAGCCCAGGCGCUCCUGGGCUCAGAGGAGAGGAAGGUGGAGAUCUCCCUCUACAGGAAGGACGGUGUGUGUUUUCUCUGUCUGGUGGAUGUCGUGCCCGUGAAGAAUGAGGAUGGCGUGGUGAUAAUGUUCAUCCUCAACUUUGAGGUCAUGACUGACGACAAACUCCGAGACCCCCACCAAAACCUCAACCACAAGCUGCCCCUCCCUUGGCUCUCCUCAGGUCGGCCACGAGGGUUCAAGCUGCGCCUGCCGCUCCUGCGCUCCCUCAGCAACAGCAAGCAGUCGCUGCAGGAGGACCCCGAGGCGGGGCGCGCACGCGACAGCUCCCCACCGAGCCGCGAGUCCCUGGUCCUGGGCGAGCUGCUGUCCCUGCCGGAGCAGCCGCGGCCGGCGCUGCUGUGGCCCGAGGACCAGCGCACGCUGCUGAACAGCGAGGCGCCCCCGGCGCUGCCCCCCGCGCUGCCGCCGGCGCAGUCCUCGCCGUACCCGCACCACCACCUGAACCCCGACGCCUCCGUGUCCAACUGCAGCCUGACGCACAGCCGCUCGCGCGAGAGCUUCCACAGCAUGCGGCGCGCCUCCUCCGUCGACGACAUCGAGGCCAUGCGGCCCGAGUGGGACAGGAAGUUCCGCACCCGGCCCGGCAGCACAGGUGCUGUGAAUCACAAAUCCAACAUACUGAACUCUACCUCCGACUCGGACCUCAUGCGCUACCGCACCAUAAGCAAGAUCCCUCAGAUCACCCUUAACUUUGUGGACUUCAAACCGGACCCCCUCAUUGCCCUGCCCGCUGGCGAGAUGGACAUCAUUGCGCCCUGCAAGCUGAUAGACCGCACUCACAACGUCACUGAGAAAGUCACCCAGGUGCUGUCACUAGGGGCCGACGUCCUCCCUGAAUACAAGCUCCAGGCCCCCCGUAUCCACAAAUGGACCGUCCUGCACUACAGCCCCUUCAAGGCGGUGUGGGACUGGCUCAUCCUGCUGCUGGUCAUCUACACGGCCAUCCUGACCCCCUACUCCGCCGCCUUCCUCCUCAACGAACACGACAACACGGUCAUACAGAACUGCAUCUACUCCUGCAGCCCGCUCAAUGUGGUGGACCUCAUCGUGGACAUCAUGUUCGUCAUUGACAUCCUCAUCAACUUCCGCACCACCUACGUGAACGCCAACGACGAAGUGGUCAGCCACCCCCUCCGCAUCGCCGUGCACUACUUCAAGGGCUGGUUCCUCAUCGAUAUGGUGGCCGCUAUCCCCUUUGACCUGCUCAUAUACCGUAAUGGAGAAGAGACGACCACCCUGAUUGGCCUUCUGAAGACGGCCCGGCUGCUGCGAUUGGUGCGCGUGGCGCGGAAGCUGGACCGCUACUCGGAGUACGGCGCGGCGGUGCUCUUCCUGCUCAUGUGCACCUUCGCCCUCAUCGCCCACUGGCUGGCCUGCAUCUGGUACGCCAUCGGCAACGUGGAGCGCAACGGCGGCAUCGGCUGGCUGCACUCGCUGGGCGACCAGCUGGACAAGCCGUUCAACAAGUCCAACCCUCUGUCCGGUCCCACCAUCAAGGACAAGUACGUCACGGCGCUCUACUUCACCUUCAGCAGCCUGACCAGCGUGGGCUUCGGCAACGUCUCGCCCAACACCAACUCCGAAAAGAUCUUCUCCAUCUGCGUCAUGCUCAUUGGCUCGCUGAUGUAUGCCAGCAUCUUUGGGAACGUCUCCGCGAUCAUCCAGCGGCUGUACUCGGGCACCGCCCGCUACCACACCCAGAUGCUUCGCGUGCGAGAGUUCAUCCGCUUCCACCAGAUCCCCAACCCGCUGCGGCAGAGGCUGGAGGAGUACUUCCAGCACGCCUGGUCCUACACCAACGGCAUCGACAUGAACGCGGUGCUGAAGGGAUUCCCGGAGUGCCUGCAGGCUGACAUCUGCCUGCACCUCAACCGCACCCUCCUGCAGAACUGCAAGGCCUUCAAAGGGUCCACCAAGGGCUGCCUGCGCGCCCUCGCCAUGAAGUUCAGGACCACCCACGCCCCGCCGGGCGACACCCUGGUGCACGCGGGCGACGUGCUCACCGCCCUCUACUUCAUCUCACGCGGCUCCAUCGAGAUCCUGCGCGGGGACGUGGUGGUCGCCAUUCUGGGGAAGAACGACAUCUUUGGCGAGCCCAUCAACCUGUACGCGCGUCCGGGGAAAUCCAACGCAGACGUGAGGGCGCUGACCUACUGCGACCUGCACAAGAUCCACCGCGAGGACGUGCUGGAGGUGCUGGACAUGUACCCUGAAUUCUCCGACCACUUCUGGAGCAACCUGGAGAUCACCUUCAACCUCCGUGAUACUAACAUGAUCCCGGGCUCUCCGAGCAGCGAUGACUCCGAAUGCAUCGGCUUCAACCGCCUGCGCAGACGCAAACUGUCCUUCCGACGCAGGACAGAGAAAGAUGAUGCAGAUGCAGGAGAGAUCAAAAAGUCCCAGAAGCCCAUUCGCAGGACGAGGAAGCAGGCCGCCAGCAACCAGGGGGAGGGGCUCAAACCUGACUGGGAGCUUCCUCGGAGCUCGGUUUCCUCGCCUUCUCAUUCCAGUGGUGAUGAGGGGGAGGAGUCUGUUCGCACAUGCCCCGCCCCUCUCGCCGGUCUUGGCGAGCUCUCCCAGGCCCAGGCCACACCCCUGAACUUCAGUGACGCUCCAGAAGGGGAGGGGGACCCCAAGACGGGCAACACCUGCAAUGCGCUGUCAGGCGCAUUUUCGGGGGUCUCCAACAUCUUCAGCUUCUGGGGAGACAGCCGCGGGCGCCAGUACCAGGAGGUGCCGCGCAGCAGCCUGCCCUCCCCUCCGCCGCUGAACGUGCCGCUGCACAGCGUCAGCCGACGGCAGCGCAGCGAGGUGGAGAACAGGCUGGACCUGCUGCAGAAGCAGCUCAACAGGCUGGAGACGCGCAUGUCGACGGAUAUCAGCGCCAUCAUGCAGCUGCUGCAGAGGCAGAUGGCCCUGGUGCCCCCGGCCUACAGCAUGGUGUCCCCGCCCCCGCAGCCAUCCCCUUACGCCGGGCCGGGAGAGCGGCUGGUGCAGCCUGUCACCCCGCUGGAAUCGGAGACUCUGGCCUCACUCUCACAGAUCUUGGACUCUCAGGACUUUGAGGAGUUUCCAGCGAAGUCGCGCGAGUCUCUACAAGGAGCGGCAGAGCGGCGGCCCUCAGACUCUCUCCUGCCGGACCCCUCAGAGACGCAGCCCACGGGCCUGGCCAGCCCGGAGUGUCAGCCGGAGCCAGGGCCCGGGACGGCCUCUCCGGACCCCGAGGCGCAGCGGAGGCUGUCUCUGCCAGAGCCGCACACGGCCCUGAACUCACGGACACCGCAGAGAUACAGCUCUGACCCCGGGAGCUAGGGGCCACGGGCC